Messenger RNA from Cajanus cajan (pigeon pea), 2077 nucleotides. RefSeq lists its product as uncharacterized. The record is from RefSeq and is a predicted model, not a curated record. NCBI's taxonomy places the organism in Eukaryota, Viridiplantae, Streptophyta, Magnoliopsida, Fabales, Fabaceae.
GGUAGUUUAGUUUGUGUCUAAAAUGAGUGCACUAUAAAUAACCCUCAGAAUCAGAUGCCAUUGCCAUGAAACAAACACAUUCAUCUUUCUGCACUUCUGCUUGCUUGUUGCUUGUUGGUAGCCAUCGGAGGAAGCAAUCUCAAGUCACAGAAAUACAAGUUCCAUAACCCGAAUUAUUCCAGGUCUGGGAAAAAAAGUGAGGCUAAAAAAGAAAUGUUAGGCAUGUUCAAGGCUUCUCCUCAAAGGAAUACAAGAUGCAAAGACUUCAAGGUGAAAAAUGCUCUUCAAAUAUGUGUUCUAAUUGGUGUUUGUAUUUGGUUGGCUUAUCUAGCUCAACAUUCUCGUCAAGAAAAGGCAUCCUAUGGUGAAGACACAAAAUCAGGUAGUGACUCUAGUGAAGUUGUAAAGUUGGGGAGGAAAGAUCCUAAUAUUUAUGUGGAGCAAUCUUCUAUCAUAGACACAAAGCACAAGGAGGAAGAGAAUGAAGAAGAAAACAAGUAUGAAGAGCAAACCAAAACAGAUAAUAUUAAUGGUGUGGAAGAUGAGAUUCAAAUGCAAAAAAAUGAGCAAAAUAACAAUGAAGAGAAGUUAGAGCAUGGAAAUGAUCCAAUGAAUCAAGACAUUAAAGAAAGCAUUGUGGCCAACAAGGAAAUCGAAGAGAAUGAGCACAGGGACAACAUGGAGAGUGAAGACAACAAAAAUAAGGAGGGCAAUAAAAGUAGGGAGAUUAGUGAUGAAAAAAACGAGUCAGAAAAAGAAGAAACAAGAGAAACAGAGAAGGAUGAUAAAGAGAACGAAAAGAUCGACCAAAACAUAACUGAAGCAGAGGAGGAGCAUAAGGAGAGAAAUCACAAGCAAGAUAGUAAAGAUGGAAGCAAUGCAAUAGAAAACGAAAAAGGAAAGAAUGAUGAAAUUCAUGAAGUGGAUUUAUCUGAAGAUCCAAUUCAAGAUCAAGAUCGAAAAAAGAACAAUGAGGAUGUUAGAGAAGAAAGUUAUGCCUUUAAUGUUGUAGGUAUGAACAAAACAGAACAAUUUGGUCGAAGAGAAAAUAAUGAAUUUGAGUUGGAGUCUCAGGCAAAUGGUACUGAAGUAACUUAUCUUCAUCAGAAUGAGAUGGUUUUAAAUGAAACAAAAAAAACUACUCAAGUGACUAGUUAUAAUGUCACAACAACCAACCAAGGAAAGGGUAGUGAGAAUCAGGUAGAGAAAAAGAACGAUUCACAUAAGAGUUUUAAUGUAGAGUCAAAUGAGCAAGAACGUCAUAAUAAGCCUUCAAGUGAUGAUGCAGAAACUCUUCAGUCACAGAAUGAGACUAACACAACAACUAAUACAACUGAAAAACAAUUUGAAACAUCAGAAAACUCCAUAGUAAAGGACUCUAGUUUGCACAAUACAACACUAAGAAUGAAUUUUUCUAAUUCAAAUGUUGCAACGGAGCAUGUUGAUUCCACCUUAAUAAAUUCCUCAAGAACUUAUGAGAGAAACACAACUAAUGAAGAAGAUAAUGGCCAAGAAAAUGCUAAUGGCAACGAUCAUGAUGGGUUAGUUAGUGCUUCUAAUUCUUCUAUUCUUGAAGAGGAAGAUGCAUCCUCAAAGAAAAAUGAUGAUGUCGAACAGGUUGAGAAUGAGAACAUUAAUAUAAGAGAAAGUGAAGGUGAAGACAAAAAUGAAUUAGUUGAAUCACAAAAAGAGAAAGAAGAAUCAAUACAUUGAUUAGAGAUGACCAUUAACAACCCCAAAUUGAAUUACCAAGACAGUUCUUAUUUUACAAAUCAUUAGGAUGUGGAAUAAGUUUAGGAGCUUUGUCAGGAGCAAAAACAACAAUUAAUCAUAAUGAAGUUGAGGCCACAAAGUGAUACUAGUCAAUAAAUCAAUUGUAUCGUGAUUUUUUCUUUCUUUUAAUCUUACUCCAUUUCUUGUUUUUGUUGAGAAAUGUAUUGUACUUCAAUUGUAUGGUGUUCUUUGACUUCUUACAAUUUGUUGUUGCAAUAAUAAGAUUAUCCAAAAAAGACAUGAUAUAUCGAGUGAUAUAUAAGAAAUUUUGAUGAAUGAAUCAUUUUAUAUAUGAUUUAUUGGA